AUGUAUCCCUAUAAUCGCGGCGUUUCCGAGCGUUACCAAAGGCUCCUUAACCGACGGUUUCUGUCAGCCUCAAAAUAUAUUACUCCAACACCCCUCUUACCUCAUGACCCACGCCCCAAGGCCACAGCAAUCACCCGCGAAAAUCUUGGCAAAGGCAAGCUUCCUUGGGAAACACUUGCCGCAGACGCAGACGCAGACUCGCUUGUUCUUUCGAUCUCCCACGAGGGGAAAAGCCAUUAUGUUUGUAAACCUCAUUCCGCAAAGGUCAUCAUCGAUUUUUCACAUGAAGUUCCCAAUUCCUAUUGGGACUUCAGGGCAACUUACCCAGCGGUGAUUCAACGGCCCAACAAGGAAGAGGUGCGAGUGCAAGUGCGCUCGUACCACUUGAUUGAUUCUCCCGACAUGUACCAAUGUAUCAGCCAACAAUCUUACUAUACGGCAGUCAUGCUCGACCUCUUCAAGAACAAGAUGACAAGCUUUUCAAGUAAACUCACUGUUCCAGAGCUUCGCAUGAUACCCACAGUUUGGAUGAGCGAGAAUCAUGUCCUGGUGCAAGGUGAUAGAUCAUUCACCUUGCAAGAAGAGAUUUCCCAUGAUUCUCUGACAACCACUUCAGAUAUCGAUUACUUACCUCCACAACAUGAAGGGAACAACACCCUUGUAGACUUUCUAUACGCGUUUACCCACUUUAACUAUGAGCAUCACAAGGGAACUGCUGUCAUUCAUGGAUUUCGUGCAAGUGGAAAUGUCAUCUUUGAGUGUGUAAUGGUCGAUAAGAAGUCAGUCAUUGUGUUACAAAUGAUUCACCCGGAAGAUUGCUCACCCUGA
Melampsora larici-populina 98AG31 is the source of this 828-nucleotide messenger RNA. RefSeq lists its product as uncharacterized. Lineage: Eukaryota; Fungi; Basidiomycota; Pucciniomycetes; Pucciniales; Melampsoraceae. The coding region runs from base 1 to 828 and encodes 275 amino acids. The record is from RefSeq and is a predicted model, not a curated record. The transcript has 4 exons.